AUGAAUAGCAAGGUAUCAAGCUCGGAAGACAGUGAUGACGAAUCUACUGGCGAAGACUCAGACGACGAAUCAGACGCUGCAUCUGAUGAUACAGUCGUAGUGAAAGGAGAACAAGUAAGUGGGUACGAGUCCGAGUCAGAUAAUUGGCAGGACGGUGAGGAGGCGGUUAUAUGGGAUACCGCUCUUGGAUCAUUAGCGCUAUGCGUCAAGUUUCAUCGCGACUUCCUGGGCCCACUUAGUCCUGUAUAUGCGUACGAAUUCUUGGAUCUAGCACGGCAUUCCGUAUCGUAUCAGGACCUCGAGGUUUCACAACGUGAUAUACUUUCCGCUUGCGAUUUCAGUCUCGGUAGCAUCACGCCACAAGGUCUUAUGGAUGAACUCUGGCUCGCUUUGCCUACGCUGCGGAAGGCUACAGAGCCUGUGAAAGAUGGUUGGAUUUCAGUUCAGGUUGAAAUAUGGGACAGGCUGUUCGGUGCCUUGAUAGAACCUGACUUCCUACAGUUUCCUGUUUCGCUGCUAACGGCCUCUGCCCUGCUUGAUGGUCUCAUCAUCGCCGUCGCUCACCAUUACAAAACUGAAGCAGAUAUGAAAACAUGGCGUUUCCAACGGAACUCUGGGUGUCGUUGCCCUGCGCCGUCAACUUGCACCCCAGAAAACACAACCAAGCAAGUUUCCUGGCAGGUGUAUGUAUCCAAGGCGAUGGAUGCGGUGAAGGAUGUCGUUCUGGAUGUCACGGAUGUUCUUCGAAUACGUGACGUGAGUACUGUUCAUGAUAUUCUGCCUAAUGGGGAGCCACCUAAUAUUUCUACCAGCACGAUUUGGAGCGCUGUAGAGCAUGGAUGA
This is a messenger RNA of Suillus subaureus, 843 nucleotides long. RefSeq lists its product as uncharacterized. The transcript has 4 exons. NCBI's taxonomy places the organism in Eukaryota, Fungi, Basidiomycota, Agaricomycetes, Boletales, Suillaceae. Bases 1 to 843 code for a protein of 280 amino acids. The record is from RefSeq and is a predicted model, not a curated record.